CCAACAGCUGCAGUGUGGUAUAACUUAUGUAUAAUAACAAGACCUUUGUAAAGAUUACAGUUUGUUGGUAUGUGAUAUAGAUAAGAAGCAAUGAAGCCAUCGCCAUAGUAAGUAAACACAGUCAUCACUCCCACAAGUUUGCCCCUGCUCCUUUGUAAGCCUUGUGUCCGCCCUGUCCUUCAUGAGGAGGCAUUUGAGAGAUGUGCUUAUAUCCUCCUGGAGGCUGGUUGAAGGUUUAUAAAGAUGAUUCUUUGUAACAGAGAUUAUAAAUGUCUUUGCUAUUCCUCAUUGUCUCAAAUAUUAUUUCAGCUUGUCCAUAUUUUGGCUGGCCAUUUCCCUUUUGGCUCUCGUGUAUUUGGGAUUCUGUGGAAGCUUACCAUUAUUACUGCCACCCUUGCAAUUUGUGCAUGUCUGGUUUACCUCUGGAGAGUUGUCCUUGCUAUAGAGCCUCAAGUAUAUCAAGUUAAUUUACAGCAAAUAACUGAAAAGAUCAACACAGUGAAGAAAGAAAACAGAGAACUGGCUGAAGCAAUAUCCAUUUGGGAACAGAAGAUCAGUGAAUCAAAGAUACGUCUUCAAGAAGCUGAGAGAAGAAGUAACAUUCACUCCGCUGAAGCUCUUAAAUUGAAAUCACAAGAUGCGAACGGUCAAUUUGAGGAUCCAGAACUGAGAGCCGUGACGUCCAAUAACUGUGAACUGGAAGAAAGUAAAAAGGCCCUGGAGGAUAAGUGUAAUGCAUUGAGGUCUGCGAAAGCAGCCAAGGAAGCCAAAGUCAGACAGUUGAAGGAGAAAGCAGGCAUCCUUGAAGAAUUCUAUGAAGAAAGAAAAGUGGCUAUAGAAAAAAAGCUGGAUACGAUGAACUGUGAACUAGCUGCAGUGAAGAAUCAGAUGGCAACUGCAGAAGAAAAUCUGAAAAUAGCUACAGAGGAAAUACACAAGUACAAGCAACAAAUUGAACAAAGACGAGAACAGCUGCAACGGGCAGAGCUCACCUUCAGACACCAGAUCGCAGUUUAUGAGAAGACUGCUCAGCACAACUGGAUCAAGACUCAGAUCUGGGAGAGGGCGAUGGCGGAGGAGAGGAGGGAGGCGGCCCACUUGAAACACAGACUGGACAUGAUGGAAGGAAAGAGGCUGCUUGAGGGAUACAUGAGGCAGAAACCAAUGCCUGGAAGACCACAGACCCAGAACCCUCCAAGGAGAGAGCCUUUAGCCGAUCCAGAAGCUGGUGUCGCUCCCAUAAGUCAUGACAAACACUCUACCAAAAAUGCAGAAAAGGACAAGGGCAGCGUGGAUCCAUGGGGACCUCCUCUGUUAACUGGAAGAUUCUGCACACCCUACCCUAGAGGUCCCCCCAUGGGCUAUAGGGCAUGUCCACCUCCUGAACCUUGGUGGCCCUGGGGACCACCCCGGACCUCUCUACCUACACCGCGUGGCCAUUAUGUAUGCAAGAGGGCCUGGUCCUUUCCCAGGAUGGCCUUGCAGGCCCUACCACAUGGACCGCCCCUUAUCACCAGCCAUGGGCUGUGGGCCACCUCCCCCUCCUCCACCAGCUCCUCCACCUACUCCAUUUGGACAACUUGAACUUUGAAGAGGACCCUAAACUGUGACCAAUAGGCUGUGGCAAUGUGAUAUAUUGAGAAAAGUUGUCUGAUACGCGUAUUUGAAUGAAUCCUUUCCCUCACCAUUCCUGUCCCCUCUAUUUUGUCUGUACUCGUUUCCUGUAAUAAACCCAUCAUA
This is a messenger RNA of Lynx canadensis (Canada lynx), 1740 nucleotides long. Its product is annotated as transport and Golgi organization protein 1 homolog. Gene Ontology annotation, cellular component: endoplasmic reticulum exit site; endoplasmic reticulum membrane. Bases 244 to 1584 code for a protein of 446 amino acids. NCBI's taxonomy places the organism in Eukaryota, Metazoa, Chordata, Mammalia, Carnivora, Felidae. The record is from RefSeq and is a predicted model, not a curated record. The transcript has 15 exons. Gene Ontology annotation, biological process: protein secretion; vesicle cargo loading; endoplasmic reticulum to Golgi vesicle-mediated transport.